AUGUUUUAGAUUAUGUUUUAGAUGUAUUAUAUUUUAGAUGUAUAAAGGAACCAAGGUUAUACGAGGGAUACAAUGUGACUGGUGGCAAUCUUGUAUGUUCUGGCCAAACUUAUUUGCCAACUUUACACUCGACUAUUACUUCUCUGUAUACAACUGGACAUCACCGGAUUUAUCCCCUCAAGUUCCAGUAAUGGCGGAGAUACAAGGACUUAGUCUUACUGGAAACUUUCAUCACACAUAUGAAUACUUUGACUACAGGAAUCAUAUCUGGGACGCUGAUUCUGUGUUUGAUACACCACAAGGAAAGGUUUGUCCAGGAAGAACUCAGACUAGAAAGGUUCCAGUACUAUCCGGACAGUAUUCAUAUAGAGAAGAAAUUGUAGAUAAUAUUAACAGAGGCGUUUCAGAAGCAGAUGUCUACUAUGAUUAUACAUAUAAUCUGGUACGAUUUGACUACAGACCACCUUACUCUAGAUACCCGUAUUAUGCGACAAACCCUGUCAGUGAAAUACAUGACUAUUCUACAGGUAUUGCCUACGCCAUCGACAAUUAUUUGGGUAAUUGCUCCAUGAUCCCCAUACAAAACACGACAUUCGACGCGUCCGUCAAACUCUCUGUGAACGCUAACCAGAGUCAACAAUUCUAUAUUCAAAUGAAAUCUCCAUCCCAGCUCUUCUACCUCGAUAAUACAUCAUAUACUUACGAAGGAACGAGAAUGGUGCGAGGUAUACUCUGUGACGUAUUUAUCUCAAAUCGUACUGAUUUCCACUUGCCAAACUACAAUACUUUCACAUCUACAUUCGAGUUUUACUUUAUGAAUAACCAGUGGACAGCAAGUACAUCUCUCGGUGCUAAAUCCAAAACAAAUACAAACAUUCCAGUUCAACUACGAAUUACAGCAGCUGACUGGGUCGGAUACCAGGCUACGUACAAUAUUUACAAUUUUGAUUCCGAGGACCCGUCUUAUAACAGAUUUUCUAUCGCCAACUGUUACGAUGACUUCUCGAAGAAGGCGUUCAUUCUAGAGUUUCCAGGCUCAUGGGACAACAGUCUGUUACAAUACCAGAAUCAAUUUAUUACACAAAUCACCAACAGACUAGCUACUGUCGGUCACGUGUCUCAUAUACGGGUACAGAACGCUCAGUUCCGGGUAGAAUCAAACGAGUUCUACUUUGUUGCUACACUUCUAGAUUUACCGCCACCUAUCGCUUAUUUCAGAAAGGUUACAGGUCGUUUCCGGCAAUUCACAAACGACUUGUCUGUAACAGUAUCGAGUGCUGCUGAUUGUGCCCGCCAAUGUAAUGAUCCGGGUACUUUAGGACAAUGUAACAGUUUUGAUUACUGCGCUUUCCAAAAUCUGUGUGGUCUAAGUAAAUCUCACACUGAGGACGGGGUUGCUAUUGUAACAUCUUCCGGACAAUGUGACCACUACGUUCGUACGACGCAGACGUCAAAUUUUAACUUAGCACUCGCUGACGCCUGGAAGAACAUAAAGAACGACGUGCUUAUUGGUAACUUUCAAAUCAAGGUCAAUAUAAAUGGACAGGCAGCAACAUUUACUGCUGGUACUAUAGAUGAUAACGUUAUACAAAAUGCCCAGCGUACUCUUACAACACAGUCUCUUAUGAAUCAAUUCAACACGCAAAUCAACAAGAACAUUCCCGGCUACGACGACGCAAUUCUGACCGGUAUUGCCAUUGACGACUGUGCGUCUGCGUGUGUAACACAACAAUCCUGGGUGUGCAAUUCGUUCUCAUAUUGUUUUGAUACCGGAUACUGCGUGUUGUCCAAACUUCAUCCAGACGAGCGUCCGUCAGUUGUCGUAAAUAUGAUGCAAUGUGAUUUAUAUACAAGGAAAUAUACAUCCGGGUACCAAAUGUUCCAGGGCACAACCGUCCUAUCCAGCUCGGACACGGUGUAUCAGAAUAUCUACACGGCGGAUGAGUGUGGCAAACUGUGUAAUAACUACAAUGGUUUUAACUGCAAGUCAUUUGAUUAUUGUGACGGUAUAUCCACGUGCUAUCUUGGACGAACACAUUAUUACGACGUGCCACAAAGCGACAAAGUGGAUACACCAUUAUGUAACCAUUAUUCCAAAAAAUACCUCGCCGAUUUCCAGAUAACAACACGACAACAUCUCACGAACGCUGGUGAUCGUAUCAUCAGUGGUGUACCUGUUGAUCAGUGCGCCAAAUUGUGUGUCGAGGAAGAGAAUAACAAUUGUGCUAGUUUUGGUUACUGUGGUAACACAACAGAAUGUAGACUUAGCACGGCUUCCAUGAGAAAUGUUGGUCAAGUAAGCUCCGAAGCGAAUCUAUGGUGUGAUGUUUAUAACAGGCAGACGUUCCCGGACGGGACACCUUUUAUAAACAACCCAUCAAAAUACUAUAGUCUUCCAACAUCAAGUGGAAAAUAUACAGGAGGUGCUAUGGCAGGUUUGGCGUUUGGUAUGUUAAUAAUGGGAAUAUUGUUAGCGGCAGGCAUAUACUUUGGAAUAGCCAAAUUCAGAGGAAAACCACUCGAUGGAAUGGCGGUUUCAUUUGUGAAACAAGACGAUUAACACUAACACGUGGACACAUUGUUAUACUUCACCGGUGUUUAAUGUUAAAGUGGUGUUUUGUUUUUACUUAUUGUUCCAUCUUAAUUAAGGACUUUGCUAAUAUAUUAUCGACAUCAAAAUGUCACUAUCCGCAGAAAUAAUGUGUUCUUAUUGUGUCUUUAAAUAUCGAAUUUGCAACGUGGUUAUUAAAAUCGACCAAAUACAUUAUGGAGGUUUCUUUGACAAGUAUGUUGGUGCAAAAAGUUAAGGUGUAUAUACUUGAAAAGGUGUAUAUAAAAAAAGGCCAUCAUAUGCUUAUAAACCUUUUUAAAGUAAGGUUAUUUACUUUGUUGCAUACUUAUAUUUUAAUUAUAUUGCAAAACUUCACCGGGUUUUCGUAAUAAAUAAAUGUUUUAUUUUAGUUUUAAUGGGUUGUAUAAAGUGUAUUUGUUAAAUUUCACUAGAUAACAGUUGUACCAUUAAACUUUGUGAUAUUUAUCUAUAUACAAUA
Messenger RNA from Ruditapes philippinarum (Manila clam), 3050 nucleotides. RefSeq lists its product as uncharacterized. The record is from RefSeq and is a predicted model, not a curated record. Lineage: Eukaryota; Metazoa; Mollusca; Bivalvia; Venerida; Veneridae. The transcript is spliced from 17 exons. The coding region runs from base 38 to 2560 and encodes 840 amino acids.